Symbiodinium necroappetens is the source of this 1459-nucleotide messenger RNA. The record is from the annotation of a GenBank genome assembly. Lineage: Eukaryota; Dinophyceae; Suessiales; Symbiodiniaceae.
GAGAGGCCCCGCAGGCCGACGAGGAUCGCUUGGAGGCUAUCUCUGCCGAGGCGAACAGGCUCAAACAACAAAUCGUGGAUGCCAAGAAGGAGAAAGACUUCGCCAGGAGCAGGAGACAAAGUAUCGAAAAGGAAUCGGUCUGCGAGCACACGAACACAGCGAAGCAAAUCGCAAACUAUCAUUGUCGGUUGCAAGCUAUGCACAAUACUAUUACAGUGGACAAAGAAGAGGCGAAUAGUCUGCGACAGAAUUGUCGCAAUGACGAUCGCAAGAAGCAGAGCCAGCAGGCGCUGGCUAGGAAGCUGAAAGAAGAGGCUGACCUGUGCAAGGCGCACAAGGCCAAGCUAGUUGUUGAGGUGCAGACCGAGUCGGACAAGAUGGCUGCUCUCCGAGCAGAAGUGAAGACCUACGAGCAGCGCUUAAAGGAAGCGCUGGAGCGAAAGGUCUUGGCGGAGGCGGAGGUCAUGGCCGCCAAGAUGGCGCAAGCAGCACAGGAGCAGUUGGAGAAGGAGGAGGAGGACGAGACGAGGAACGUCACAAUGAUGACUGGGAGCGACGAUGAGCAAGAGGAGGACGACGAGGAGGAAGAAGCACGAGUCCUGAACGACUUAGAGCUCUCCUACGAAGGCUUGGAGUUGUCGUCGAUCAUGCCCGUCCCUGCAGCGGUGCGGCUGGCCACAGGCCACAUCUCACACCAAGAGAAGAUGUCAAAAGCCGACAUCCCUGAAACUGGCAUUUUGGAGAGAGAAGGCAUCGAGUUUGGCCGAUGGACGCGGCCGUCGCCCAGCGGAAACAAGGAUUGGACCGAAGAGGAGCUGGAAGCCGAGUACGGCGAGCACCUCAGAAACUUGGAGAAGGUCCUCCUGGAACUUCGGCAGGAACAGGCGGAACAAGCGGAGGAGCGACGCUGCCAGUCGCGGCUUGCCGCCCUCAAGCAGAAGAAGAGGCAGGAGGCUGCAGCGGCUGCAGCUCGUGCGGGAAAACGCUUCCCGUGGAGCAUGGGAAACUGGUUGCGGAGUGAGAAGGCCGAGGCGCCGGAUCUGAAAAACGUGGAGCUGGCUCGGGAGCGGAAUGCCGAGCUGGGUGCCAUCUCCGAGUGCUCGGAGGAUGCGUACAUCACAGCUUUGGGGCGGCUGUGCUUGCAGCUUCCCCUCGACCUGAAGCUCUCUAGACUCGUCUGGCUGGGUGCCCACUUCGGCCUCAUGGCCGAUGCCGUUGUCCUGGCGUCGGUGCUGAGCUCCUUGGAUAGUUUCUCGAUGCCAAGCCCUCUCUUCAUGCGGGAGGAAGCCGAUUUCGUGGAGCGCCUGCGCUCGGCAGCCUCGGCGAGGCUGCUUUUCGAUGGAGGGGAGCUCUCCGAGCCCCUGAUGCAGCGUCAGCUCUUCUUGGAAUGGUUGGCGGAGUUUCACAAACAUCAUUAUGUGUGGGGUGACAAAGACAAAGUUCUAUGGGCCAGAAGAAG